UCUUUAUACAUUUGUUCUUUCAUAAUAAAAAUCAUCAUUAUUUGAUGUUUAGGAUAAAAAAAACAUAUUACUCAGAACACAACCUUGAGAUUACAAGAUUUCAAGGUGUACUGUAAUUUCACAACAAUCCUUAAUAAUAUUUCACAGAGGCUUUCCAUAAAUUGAAUCAGUGUGUCCAUUACUAUUCCAAUCACGCAUCAACAAAAAAUACUGACUUCGUCAAAUCUAUUAAUUUCAAUCCUGAUAAAUCCAACAUAUAAAUAUUCGCAAAAAUUUAUGAUAAUGGAAUUUGCAGACACACAAACUCAUAGAAAUCUCUUUUGUGUGCAUAUUGAACAUGGAGCAAAAGUUAUUUCAGAAGCCACCGAAACUCAAAAAACCUUGUAAAGACAUGUGACACAAGCUGUUUAGAUUCAACAAAGAUCCAUCAAGGCUUAGGCCACAUUAUCUUAGUUUUAUUUUAUUUUAUUUGUUUUGUUUUGUUGUUGGGGGGUGAGAGGCUCCAAGCUGCGGAAAAUGCCAGAUCAUGGUGUACAACCGGAAGGUACUGGGGCAGCGAGAUAGAAGUUAGUUGGAAUUCAAGGUGUAAACUAUCUCACAUGGGGACAGAGCGGGAGAAAUCCUCAUGAUAGUCUGUCUGCUUCAAUGUGACUCAUGUCAAGCUCGGGGGCAAAUUGUAUUCAGUGGUGUGUCGUCCUGCACCUCCGCGUCAACAUCCCCGUCCAGCUUUCGGCCCCUGAAAUUCCAUACACACAGGCAGCAAAAAAUGUGCAGAAUACUACCACCACCACAACAACCGAACAUGUCGGGCUCUCUCUCUCACCACACACUUUGGAUGGCAACGCCUCAGUCACCCGUGCAGCAAGUUUGUUCUGACGAGGAGGCGCAUGUGCCGCUGCCCAUCAUGGCUGCCCACCGCCUCCAUGGACGGACGGAUGGAUGGAUAGACGAACGGACGGACGGACGGGUACGUGGAUGGAUAUAUGGAUGGAUGAGAAGUAGCCUCCCUCGUUCUCGUCCAUCCGUGGCGACUUCUGUUCGUUCAAGCGGCGUCGAAGUGUUACACUCGUUCCAUCAAUGAAAGCAACCACAUUUCUUUUUAAGUGUUGUUGAAUGUAUUGUUACAACGUGCCCAAUGGGAAUAUUGUAUGGGCAUAAAUUCCAUGCGGAAUUUUGUGGAGUUUUUUUUUUUAAAAUAUAUUUUUAAAUGGGA
This is a messenger RNA of Physcomitrium patens, 1213 nucleotides long. NCBI's taxonomy places the organism in Eukaryota, Viridiplantae, Streptophyta, Bryopsida, Funariales, Funariaceae. The record is from RefSeq and is a predicted model, not a curated record.